AUGGCGAACACCACCAUCAACGCAUCCCCCCUCGAUGCUCUUAUCAACGAAGCUAAACCAGACGCACAUGCGAAUCCGCCAACAAAGAAGUUGAUCAACCUCCUCCGCGGCUGGCCCGCGCCUGCCCUCUUGCCCGCAUCCCAGCUGAAAUCGGCAGCCGAAUAUGUGCUGUCCGACCCGGCCAUCUCGGUCCCCGUGUUGCAGUACGGUAUCGACCCGGGAUAUCAGCCGCUGCGGGAGGAGAUCGCGAGGUGGUUGAGCGGAAUCUAUCAGUACCACCCGCCUUCAGAUCCUCCUUCUCGCCAACCUGAGCGUAAGGGCAGCAUCAAAGCAAAUGAAAUCACCAUCACGGGCGGUGCCAGCCAGGCCCUGGCUUGCGUGUUGCAGUCGUUCACCGACCCCGGCUAUACGCGGGCGGUGUGGGUGGCGGCGCCGUGCUAUUUCAUGGGAUGCGCCAUCUUUGAGGACAACGGGUUCCGCAGGCGGCUGAGGGCUGUGCCGGAGGAUGAAGGGGGUGUGGAUGUGACGGUGUUAGAGGAGUUGAUCCGGAAGUGCGAUGCCGAGAAAUGGGGGCACCGGCCCUCCAAAUCCCCUUCACCCCACCGCAAACUCUACCGCCACAUCAUCUACCUCGUCGCGACCAGCGCCAACCCCUCCGGCAAGACCCUCUCCAUCGCCCGCCGCACGGCGCUCAUCCACCUCGCCCGAGAACACGACGCAUUAAUCAUAAGCGACGACGUCUACGACCUGCUCCAAUGGCCUGUCACUUCCUCCCCUCCUCCCACCUCACUAGUCUCCCCAUCGCCCUUACCCCCGCAAACCCCUCUCCCUCUACUCUCCCAAAUCGACGCCUCCCUCCCGCCCUCCCGUCACAACCCGCCCGGCAAGAACUUCUCCCACGCAAUCUCCAACGCCUCCUUCUCCAAACUAGUCGGACCCGGAAUUCGAACAGGCUGGAUCCACGGCACGGCCGACUUCGCGCACGGCUUCUCCGUCACGGGCACGAACCGCAGCGGCGGGGCGGCGAGCCAGUUCGCGGCGGCUGUGGUCUGGCGGGCGCUGAGCACGGGCGAGAUUGAGGAGUGGGUGGAUGGGACGGUGAGGCCUGCUUUGAGGAGGAGGCAUGGGAUCAUGCUCAGGGAGAUCGCCAGGGAGCUGGCGCCGCUUGGGGUGAAGGUUUGGGGCGGGAAUGGGGUUGAUGGGGCUCAUCAGGCUGGCGGUAAACUGGGACCGGAUGAGUUGGAGGUGUAUGGUGGGUAUUUUGUCUGGUUGACGCUCCCUGAGGAGAUGAAUGCCGAGGUGGUUGCGCGACGGGCAAGGGCGGAGGAGGAGUUGGUGGUCGCACCUGGAAGGAUCUUUGAGGUUGCUGGGGAUGAGGAGGCGGCGAGGUUUCCGCAGAAUGUGAGGCUGAGCUUCUCUUGGGUGGAUGAGGAGGAUAUUGUGGAGGGGGUAAAGAGGUUGGGGAGGGUGUUGAAAAGAAUGCUGGGCGGCGUGGAACCAGACAUGGUCGAAAGGAACGCGGCUGAGGGAGAGGCACAAGCGUUCAAGUGA
Parathielavia appendiculata is the source of this 1551-nucleotide messenger RNA. RefSeq names its product PLP-dependent transferase. Gene Ontology annotation, biological process: biosynthetic process. The coding region runs from base 1 to 1551 and encodes 516 amino acids. The transcript is spliced from 2 exons. Gene Ontology annotation, molecular function: L-2-aminoadipate:2-oxoglutarate transaminase activity; pyridoxal phosphate binding. Lineage: Eukaryota; Fungi; Ascomycota; Sordariomycetes; Sordariales; Chaetomiaceae. The record is from RefSeq and is a predicted model, not a curated record.